Molecule: messenger RNA, 696 nt
Organism: Meloidogyne enterolobii
Lineage: Eukaryota; Metazoa; Nematoda; Chromadorea; Rhabditida; Meloidogynidae
Source: the annotation of a GenBank genome assembly
AUGUUUACUGCUUCGAGAAAAUUUAGUAUAGAAUAUUUAUUAAAUAACAACAAUAAUUUAAAAAAUAAUUUUUGCGGACAAAAAGUUUGUCCGCAAAAAAUUUGCGGACAAAAAAUUUCUAAUAAUAAUUUUCAAUAUUUUACUAAUAAACAACAACAACAAAAUAAUCUCAAAAAAUUGUCAAAAUUACAAAAGAAACGUGUUCUAUGCCAAAAAUGUUCAAAAACAUUUUGUGAUAAAGGAGCAUUAAAAAUACAUAAUAGUGCUGUACAUUUGAAGGAAAUGCACAAGAAUCGUCAUUCAUCAAAUCCAAACCCAAAAUUGCAUUGUGGAAAUAUUCCUUUAUUAAACAAUCCAAAAAUGUGUUGUUCUAUUUUACAGAAAAAUAAUUAUUUGGAUAAACAACAACAGCUACAUAAAGUUAAUUUAAUGAAAAAUGAUACAACAAGCCGAAGACAUCUUUCUUUUACAAAUAAUAUUAGUAAAAUAUCCAAAAAUAAUUAUUUUCAAAAAUUUAAUGAUCUACAGCAACGUCAGCAACAACAUUUAAAUUUUAUAAGAAAACCAAAUUUAAUAGAUAAUUAUUUUAUAAGAGAGCAGCAACAAAAACAGCAACAACAAUUGAUUAAUAUACAAACAUUAUUUUUGUUCCCACAUACGUUUACUAUGUUUAGAAAAAAUCAGAAUUUUGUUUAA